This is a messenger RNA of Myiozetetes cayanensis, 5580 nucleotides long. Its product is annotated as alpha-2-macroglobulin-like. Gene Ontology annotation, cellular component: extracellular region. Gene Ontology annotation, molecular function: endopeptidase inhibitor activity. The record is from RefSeq and is a predicted model, not a curated record. NCBI's taxonomy places the organism in Eukaryota, Metazoa, Chordata, Aves, Passeriformes, Tyrannidae.
CAGCACCGGACCAGACUGAGUGUCUGCUUCACUCACCACGACCUGCUCUGCACCAUGGGGAAGAACAAGCUGCCCAGCAAACCAAACAUCUUCCUCCUUCUUCUCUUCUUCCUUCCUGGAAAUACCUCUUCCAGCGCAGAACCGCAGUAUAUGGUGCUACUUCCCUUUCUGAUACACACGGAUUCUCAUGAGAAAGUCUGUGUUCAGCUGACCCACCUGAAUGAGUCUGUGACUCUGAGUGCCACACUCGAGCAUCAAGGGGAGAACAGAAGCUUGAUUGAUGAUGUGGUGUCAGAGAGGGACGUGUUCACCUGCAUCCCUUUCUCUCUUCCAAAAUCCAAUAGCACAUCAGUGGCAUUUCUCACUGUGACGGUGAAGGGGGACACACUGCAGUUCAAGAGCCGCAAGUCAGUGCUGGUCAAGAAUUCUGAGAGCUUGGUCUUCAUCCAGACAGACAAACCCAUCUACAAGCCUGGGCAAACAGUUAUGUUUCGGAUCGUCUCUCUGGACAAAGACUUCUACCCGCUGAAUGAGAAGUUUCCAUUUGUCUAUGUUCAGGAUCCCCAGAGGAACCGUGUGUACCAGUGGCAAGGGGUGGAACUAGAGACAGGCCUUACACAGCUCUCCUUCCCCCUCACGUCAGACCCCAUCCAGGGCUCCUACAAAAUAGUUGUGCAGAAGAGCUUCUCAUCCCAUGUGGAACACUUCUUCAGUGUGGAGGAAUACGUGCUGCCCAAGUUCGAGGUCCUGGUGAAAAUGCCCAAGAUGAUCACUAUUAAGGACAACGAGCUUCCAGUGUCUGUCUGUGGUCUGUACACCUAUGGGAAACCUGUUCCUGGUUUGGUGAACGUCCAAGUGUGCCGUAAAUUUUCCCAUUCUGCUUCAAGUUGUUAUGGAAAAGAGGCAGAGUCUGUGUGUGAAGAAUUCACUAGGCAGGCAGAUGCUCGUGGGUGUGUUUCUGGUCUAGUGAGGACCAAGGUAUUUCAACUCCAACGUAGGGGAUAUGAGAUGAGCAUUGAGGUACAAGGAAAGAUCACAGAAGAUGGCACAGGAAUAGAAAUUACUGGAACAGGCUCCUGUGGUAUCACACCCAUUAUGAGCAAAAUCAGCUUUGACCUGCUGGACUCUCAGUACAGACCAGGAAUCCCACUCUUUGGGAGGGUGAAGCUGGUCGAUGGCACUGAUGAUCCAAUUGCCAAUGAAACCAUCAUGAUUUCUGUGGAUGGAGACAAAUACAAAGGGAAUUACACUACAGAUGAGCAGGGACAGUCCUGGUUUUCCAUAGACACUACCACCUUCACACAAGCCUCCUUGGAAAUCCGAGCAGAUCAUAAACCUGAACUGAACUGUUACGACAGCAACUGGAUCACACCAUCAUAUGAGCAUGCCAUGCGUCGGAUAAGUCGGUUUUACUCCCCCAGUAAGAGCUUCCUCAAAAUUGAGCCAAAACCUGAGACAUUAAGUUGUGGCUCCCUCGCAGAGGUCCAGGUGCACUAUAUCUUCACACAGGAGGCCACAGGGGAGCAGAAGAAAAUUGUCAUUUACUACCUGGUGAUGGCCAAAGGAGGAAUAGUAUUAGCAGACACCCAUGAUCUGACUGUGAAUGCUGGAGACGCUUAUGGGACAUUUCAGCUGACCCUCUCUGUUGAGGCAGCAAUUGCUCCCCUGGCACGGAUGCUUGUUUAUACCACUUCACCCAAUGGGGAAGUCAUCGCCAGCUCAGCAGAUUUCCAGGUUGAAAGCUGUCUCCCCAAUAAAGUGAGACUGAAUUUUGUACCCAAGGAAGGUCUUCCUGCCUCCAACACACACCUGAAACUCCACACCACACCAAGGUCCCUGUGUGCCCUCCGUGCUGUGGACAAGAGCGUUCUCCUUAUGAAGCCUGAAAAUGAGCUCUCUCCUAGCUCUGUGUAUGAUCUUCUUCCACUGAAGGAAAUCCGAGGUUAUGCUUUCAAAGGCUACUACCUGGAAGAAGACAAUGUAAACCCUUGUGUGUCACUUGACAAUAUGUUACUAAAUGGAUUUGUCUACAUACCCAUUUCUCCUGAUGGCGAAGGUGAUGCCUAUGACAUUCUCAAAGAAUUGGGCUUAAAAGUCUUCACUAGCAGCAAGAUCCAUAAGCCUGAAGUCUGCCAGCAUUACCCAGGACACAUGAUGGAAAGGAGUUACAGUGGUUCUAUCACUGCAAUGAAUCUGCUUGAAGAUUUGGAGUAUGACAUGGCAGAAGGUAUGGUUGGUGACAAUACUGUAGAGACUGUCCGGAAGUACUUCCCUGAGACGUGGAUCUGGGACAUAGUUUCAGUGAACUCUGAGGGAAAUGCUGACCUGGAUGUGACCAUCCCUGACACCAUCACCGAGUGGAAAGCCAAUGCAUUCUGCACUUCAGCAGACACAGGCUUUGGCCUGUCCCCGACAGUGUCCCUCAGGGCCUUCCAGCCCUUCUUUGUGGAGCUCACCAUGCCCUACUCUGUAGUGCGUGGGGAGUCCUUCAUGCUGAAAGCCACCAUUUUCAACUACCUGACUGCCUGCAUCAGGGUCAGUGUGUCCCUGGCUGAAUCUACUCAUUUCCUGGCUAUACCAGCAGAGAAACAGGAAGAAUCCUACUGCAUCUGCGUGAAUGAGAGAAUAACUGUGGCUUGGGCAGUAACACCAAGAUCUCUAGGGCAGGUGGAGUUCUCGGUGAGCACUGAGGCCCUACAGAACCAGCAACCCUGUGGGAAUGCAGCUGUGGAGACCCCUGAGAAAGGGCGGAAGGACACAGUCAUCAGACACCUUCUGGUAGAGCCGGAAGGGACAGAAGUGGAAACUACGUACAACUCUGUGCUCUGUGCAGCUGAGAAGUCAAUGCCAGAGACAGUCUCUUUGGUUCUCCCAGAGACUGUGGUGGAUGGCUCAGCCAGAGCGUAUUUCUCAGUGCUAGGUGACAUCAUGGGCACUGCUAUGCAGAACCUGCACCAACUCCUCCAGAUGCCAUUUGGCUGUGGAGAGCAGAACAUGGUCCUGUUUGCACCCAACAUCUAUGUCCUGGACUAUCUGAACAAGACAGAGCAGCUGAGUGAAGAAGUCAAAUCCAAGGCCAUUGGAUACUUAGUGAGCGGGUAUCAAAGGCAAUUGAAGUACAAACACUGGGAUGGUUCUUACAGUACUUUUGGGCCACGUUAUGGGCAAGUUGGAAAUACCUGGCUCACAGCCUUUGUCCUCAAGUCUUUUGCCCAGGCCCGGCCUCACAUCUUCAUAGAUGAGAAGCACAUCCAGGAUGCUUUGAUCUGGCUUACUCAAAAGCAGAAAGAUAAUGGCUGUUUCCGCAGUUCUGGGACACUCCUGAACAAUGCCAUGAAGGGUGGAGUGAAUGACGAGGUCACACUGACAGCCUAUAUCACUAUUGCAUUGCUGGAGAUUCCUCUGCCUGUAACUCACUCAGUGGUGAGGAAUGCUCUGUUCUGCCUGGAAACAGCAGCAGAUCAGAAAGAAAACCACGUAUACACCAAGGCACUGCUGGCAUAUGCAUUUGCCCUGGCAGGGAAAAUAGACAAGCGGAAGACAUUGCUUGACUCACUUGAAAAGGAAGCCGUGAAAGAGGAUGGGUCUGUUCAUUGGCAGCGGCCUGGGAAAGAGCCAGAGGUUGAUCUCCCAUACUAUCACCACCGAGCUCCCUCUGCUGAAGUGGAGAUGACAGCCUAUGUGCUCCUUGCUUACCUCAGCUCUCAGCCAGCACCUUCCCAGGAGGAGCUGUCAUUUGCAUCUCGUAUUGCAAAGUGGAUCAGUGGUCAGCAGAAUCCCAAUGGAGGCUUCUCCUCCACCCAGGACACAGUGGUGGCUCUCCAAGCCUUGUCCCUGUACGGAGCUCUCACUUAUGCCAAGAGCAGGGCAGCUUCCAAAGUGAGGCUGCAAUCUGGAGGGAACUUCCAGCAAGACUUCCAAGUGGAUCCCACCAACCGGCUGCUGCUCCAGCGUGUGUCCCUUCCCCGGGUGCCAGGGGAGUACAGCGUGGAGGUGUCUGGUGAAGGAUGUGUCUACCUGCAGACAAGCCUGAGGUACAACGUGCAGCCCACGCAGGAGGAUGCACCUUUCAUGCUUCAUGUGUACACCAUCCCAGAGACAUGUGUGGACUCCAAGGCUCACAAGGUCUUUGACAUUGGCAUAAAUGUCAGUUACACUGGGGAGCGCAACAGCUCCAACAUGGUGAUUGUUGAUGUGAAGAUGCUGUCGGGAUUCAUCCCCUUGAAGUCCUCAGUGAGGAAGCUCUCAAACACCUGGUUUCACCAGAUCCAGCGGACGGAGGUGAACCCAAAUCAUGUUUUGCUCUACAUAGAACAGCUGAGCAGUGAGACCCUCAGCUUCUCCUUCACCGUGGAGCGGGACAUCCCUGUGCAGGGCCUGAAGCCAGCCCAGGUGAAGGUCUAUGACUACUACGAGACAGAUGAGUUUGCCACACAGGAGUACAGCGCUCCCUGCACCACAGAAGAAGUAGACCAGGGCAAUGCAUGAAGAAUACUCCCAGAUGCUGGAACCCACCUGCCUCACUACCACCCCUAUCUAUGGAGUGACAUGAAUAAUGCCUGCAAGGAAUGGGAAAUUAACUUUACAAAUAAAUUAACUGUACUCACCAAUGAUUUUUGAACAGUUUAUUACCAAUUCUGAUUUUUUUGUGCUCAGCUUUCAGUCACAGCUUUAAUCUCCCUGGCUUCUUAAGUUGAAGAGUAUACUAUCCAGGAAUGCCUGUGUGCAGUGUAGUAAGGCUGACAAGUGAGGAAGAAAAAAAAGAGGACCGAAUUAUUUAAGUUGGGGUCAGCCUUUCUAAUGUAUCUCUGUCUGUGCUAUGUUCUUUGAACUUGUCACCUGUGAUCCUGUAUAAUCAAUGUAGAAGGACAGGUACUUCUUGGGAACAAUUUCUCUCCCCUGGCUUAGAAACCAUAACCUUGAUAGAAUUGAUCUCUGCUGAUGGCUAUCCAUGUCUCCCACAAGUAGGCAGCCUGAAUGACCAGCUAAUGUUAAAAGAAAUUCAACCUCUGUGAUCUUCCCUGUAGGCAGCCCUUCUGGGAUUGUUUCUUGUUUGUAGAAGAGUGGAAAGAGGCAUAAUCUGCCCUCUUCUAAGAUUACAGAGUGUAUGGUGGCAGAAGGAACGUGUGCAUGCAUUAUGCCUUCAGCUGCUAACUUAGCCUGUUCUCCAGUUGGAGCUUGUGCCUUCUUGUGGAAACUUCCAUGCCUUGUGUCUGCUGCUUCUGGGAGAUUCCCAAGGAGAAGCUAAUGGCAUUUGCCUUUAACCUACCUGCCUAAGCCUAGUCUAAAUGGCACAUUUAUUUAAAUCAUAGAGUUGCUUUGAUGAAACUCUCUAUAGGCCUCUUAGAUUUCUCCAGGAAUGCUCCCCUUUCCUUGGUUUUGUCUCAUUAAUUUGUGUGUUUAACCUUUUGAAUGCAGAAAGAUCUCACGUGACUGUUUAUUCUCAUUAAAUGCUUAUUGCUAGGUAUCAUGGCAUACUGUGUAUCCAAAGUAUGUUCCAUCCAAUUUUUUUUAGUGAGCCUGUACAAACAAUGUAAUUGAGAAUAAAUAAAAUUCUUCAUCUAUUUUGCUACAUAUUAA